CCAUGCGCCCCACAGAGCCCUGGAGCCCCAGCGCGGGGACGGCGCCCUGGGACUACUACUCGGGGUCGGGCGCGCCGGGCGAGCCGGAGCCGGAGGAACUGUGCGAGGCGCGGGACCUGCCGUACAGCCACGCCUACAUCCCCGUGCUCUACCUGGCGGCCUUCGCCGUGGGCCUACCGGGCAACGCCUUUGUGCUGUGGCUGCUGUCCGGGACGCGAGGCCCGCGGCGGCUCGUGGACACCUUCGUGCAGCACCUGGCGGCCGCCGACCUGGGCUUCGUGCUCACGCUGCCCCUGUGGGCCGCGGCGGCCGCACGGGGCGGCCGCUGGCCCUUCGGCGAGGGCCUGUGCAAGCUCAGCAGCUUCGCGCUGGCCGGCACACGCUGCGCGGGCGCCCUGCUACUGGCCGGCCUCAGCGUGGACCGCUACCUGGCCGUGGGCCGCCCGCUGGCCGCGCGCUCCCCGCGCUCCCGGCGCUGCGCGCUAGCCGCCUGCGCCGGCGUGUGGGCCACGGCGCUGGCCGCCGGCCUGCCCUCGCUGGCCUUCCGCCGCCUGCGGCCGCUGCCCAGCGGGGGCCACGGCAGCCAGUGCGGGGAGGAGCCAUCGGACGCCUUCCAGGGCCUGAGCCUGCUGCUGCUGCUGCUCACCCUGGUGCUGCCCCUGGCCGUCACCAUCGUCUGCUACUGCCGCGUGUCGCGCCGCCUGCGCGGGCCGCCGCACCUGGGCCGCGCCCGGAGCCGCUCGCUGCGCAUCAUCUUGGCCGUCGAGGGCGCCUUCGUGGGCUCCUGGCUGCCCUUCUGCGCCCUGCGCGCCGUCUUCCACCUGGCGAGCCUGGGCGCGCUGCCGCUGCCCUGCCGCCUGCUGCUGGCGCUGCGCUGGGGCCUCACCGUCGCCACCUGCCUGGCCUUCGUCAACAGUUGCGCCAACCCGCUCAUCUACCUGCUGCUCGACCGCUCGUUCCGCGCACAGCUGCGGCAGCGCGGAGCCUGCGGGCUCGCCGACCGCCCAGCGCGCGGGAGCAGCUCGGCGUCCUCGCUCUCCGGCGAGGACGGCUCCCCGUUCCGGAGCCCGGCCCGCGCGGGCGGCCGAGCCCAGACGGCGAGCGCCCCCUCGGCUGUCGGCCCGUAGCUGCUCAGCCCGAGGGCGGCGGGCGGCACGGGGAACCGAAGCGGGCCGCCCCCCACCGCCACCUGCUUCCCCGACCUCCCCGAGCGCAGCGGGCCGCUCUGCCUGGACCGCGGGGCCUCCCGGAGUCUCCCUCACGAGCUUUCCCAGAAUCUCAGCUUUUCCAGCGUCCCCCCCACCCCUGGCCCGGCUCCUGAGACCCGCUCUCCUCCCGCUCCGCCCAGUGGACACCUGGACGCUUUGUCUCCAGCGCAGUAAACGUCCUGGGAGAUGCAGGCAACACCGACCCGGGCUCGGAAAGGGAAGUGGCCUCCCUGCUCUGCCCCCUGGGAGAGACUCCCCACAGGCCACUCUUGUCUGGGUCGGCUCCCUUAUCUUUGAUCCCUACAAUCGCCCUUGCCUUUUCCAAGCCAAACUCUCUGGCCCCUCUCCAAAGAAUCUGGACCUUCACGUUCUGCCGUCUUGGUGGCUGUGCUGAAUCACGCGUCAGCCUCUUCGUUUUCAACGCUCACCAAAGCGUGGGAACCACGGUGCUGUUGCCGCUCGCCCCUUCCUGCUGCCAGCGUCCCCAGGAGGCCCGUCCUGUAUCUCCCCCGACUCCUCUAAGAAGCCGCAGGACUCACCCUGGACUUAGGCGGGCGCCUCCCUGCGGACAGACGGUUCCAGCAUCUUUCCCCCGGCGCUCGGAUGCUCUGGCCGGCAUGAGUUCCCCUUUCUCAAUAAACACUGUUGCUGCCCUCA
Messenger RNA from Cervus elaphus (red deer), 1865 nucleotides. It is a transcript of the gene GPR25, whose product is annotated as G protein-coupled receptor 25. The record is from RefSeq and is a predicted model, not a curated record. Gene Ontology annotation, molecular function: G protein-coupled receptor activity. Gene Ontology annotation, biological process: immune response; G protein-coupled receptor signaling pathway. The coding region runs from base 3 to 1127 and encodes 374 amino acids. Gene Ontology annotation, cellular component: membrane. NCBI's taxonomy places the organism in Eukaryota, Metazoa, Chordata, Mammalia, Artiodactyla, Cervidae. The transcript has a single exon.